Messenger RNA from Drosophila guanche, 1295 nucleotides. RefSeq lists its product as uncharacterized. The transcript is spliced from 3 exons. NCBI's taxonomy places the organism in Eukaryota, Metazoa, Arthropoda, Insecta, Diptera, Drosophilidae. The record is from RefSeq and is a predicted model, not a curated record. The coding region runs from base 187 to 918 and encodes 243 amino acids.
GAAAUUGUGCCAGCACUGGAAAGGGUGCACAAAAGAUGUUACCGUAUUUCAAUAACUUAUAAGAUAAAUAACAAAGAUAUUAAUAUUUCAAAAUAAAACAAGGAAAGUUUAACAAAGAGUCUGUCUACACCUGUGUCCAGCCAAUAAGUCGAAAAGGUUUAAGUCUUUCGUGUUGACGAUUUCUAAAUGGUGAAAACCGAUCUGCUCCUGCCCCCGGUCAUCAGAAGUUUUAUCAAGAUGAGCAUGCGCACUCGUGCCUUGGUCUUUUCCACAUUUUUUGGAAGCUGCUUGGCCAUCGGCCUGUUGCUUGUUAGCAUGACCACUAACCACUGGGUUCGCGCCAAUCCACGGCGACACAAUUCAUCAGAUUCUAAGGGCGAUGUCAAUUUUGGACUUUUCUAUGGAAACCAGCACCUAAACCUCGGCUAUGGGCCUCGAACAUAUCCGGUAGAUGUUUACACCUUUAUUCGAACUGAGAACGGCGACACAAGCUUCUGGCUUUGGCUUCUUACGACAUUGGGCACUGGAUUCGGCCUCUUGGCCUGCGCCGUGGCAGCUAUUGCUGCUGUCCUAAAGUCUGCCUCGGCAGCCAAAAGAGGAGGCACCAUGGUUCUGCUUCUUACUGCCAACAUGUCAGCCGCGGGAGCGCAGGUUGUUGCAUUUGUUGCAUGGCUAGUGCAGUUUUACCAGUAUCUCGUACACAACGUGCUACUCACCGAGCACCAGCAGCAUCACUGGUAUAGCACUGGGCUGGCUUAUCUGGGCUAUAGCUUCUACUUGGUCGUGAUAUCCACCAUUGUGGUGCUGAUCAACAUAACCAUUCUCCUAUAUGCCAGACGCCGCGAAAGCCGCGACCGCCGCCUUCGGCUAGAGCCAGAAAGCAAGGACAAGCAUCAGGCCGCCAUAAUGCUGUACUAGGAGUGGCUGCCGGAAGCAAUCCUAAAUGGACCUCAAAUGACCUCUACUCGAAUAUGGGGACGAGUAGCGACCACCAAGUAAUCUCAGUGGCUCAAAUGCUUGUGCCUUACUUAACGCCUUUGCUUGCCAGGAAGAAGGGCUACACAUAUCCACUCCAACAUAUUCCACAUAUUUACACAUAUUGAAUAUUUAUACAUACUUAACCAUGUCCGUGAACGCUGAGAUAUUUCAGUGGCCGGCUGAAGUCUGAAAAGCAUUAUGAACAAACUUGAUGGAGCAAAGCAUUUGAUACUGCCCGCACAUACAUACAUAUCUCUAUUUACUUAUACAACUACAUUUAUCUACUAUAUACAUUUUAUACACUCGAAUGACCUUUA